AUGGCAUCUUUUGAUGUUACAUUCCCCUUUACUUCUAUUCCCCAGGACCUGGCGAUCGGGACAAUCGAGCUGCUACUACAAAGCAAAUACGAUGAAACGGAGAACCGUCUUGGACACGCCCAAGUCCUUCAGCUCCUUCAGCUCUGUCUCAGGACGUACUUCACGUUCGACGGAACAAUCUACGAACAGGUGAAGGGCACACCAAUGGGUUCGCCGAUUUCGGGAUUCAUCCCCGAGGCGGUCCUGCAACGGUUAGAGUCGCUGGUCUUCCAACACCACAGACCGAAGUUCUGGGCACGGUAUGUGAAUGAUACCUUCCUCGUUAUCGAUCGGAAUCAACUGUUGACAUUCAAUGAACGUCUGAAUGCGGUCUUCCCGGACAUACAAUUUACGAUGGAGGAGGAUGAGAACAACCAGCUGGCCUUCCUGGAUGUCCUCCUAUGCCGCAAAGAUUGUGGUGGACCAAAGUGUUCAGGAAAGCGACAAAUACGAUGCAAGUACUGA
Molecule: messenger RNA, 504 nt
Organism: Spirometra erinaceieuropaei
Lineage: Eukaryota; Metazoa; Platyhelminthes; Cestoda; Diphyllobothriidea; Diphyllobothriidae
Source: the annotation of a GenBank genome assembly